GCGGCCGCUCGCUCCAGUCGCCGCCAUGGCCGGGCCCGCGCGCGCGCUGCUCGCCGCCCUGCUGGCGCCGGCGCUGGUGGCGCUGCUGGUGGCGCCCGCGCGCGGCCGGGGCGGCCGGGGCCACGGGGACUGGGAUGCCGCCGAGCUGCUGCCCCCGCUGCCGCCCCGCGAGGACGCGGCGCGCGUGGCCCGCUUCGUGACGCACGUCUGCGACUGGGGCGCCCUGGCCACCCUCUCCACGGACCCCGCGGUGCGCGGCCGGGCCUUCGCCGACGUGCUCUCGCUCAGCGACGGGCCGCCGGGCGCGGGCAGCGGCGUGCCCUACUUCUACCUGAGCCCGCUGCAGCAGGCGGUGGGCAACCUGCAGGAGGAUCCACAUGCUACUCUGACCAUGUCUUUGGCACAGACUAACUUCUGCCAAAAGCAGGGAUUUGAUCCCCAGAGUCCCCUCUGUGCUCACAUAAUACUGUCAGGGACUGUUACCAAGGUGAAUGGAACGGAAAUGGACUUUGCCAAGCAGUCGCUGUUUGUCCGACACCCUGAGAUGAAAACGUGGCCUUCCAGCCACAACUGGUUCUUUGCGAAGUUGAAUAUAACCAACAUCUGGGUCCUGGACUACUUCGGCGGCCCCAAGAUAGUGACACCCGAGGAAUAUUAUAACGUCACGCUUCAGUGAGGCAGAACACGGCGAAGUCGGCGGCACCCGGGAGGUUGCUUAGGUUGCCCACACAGUCCGGAAGGGCUCGACGUGCCUCUGUGGGGCGUUGCCCAGCUGCACACGCUGAUCUGCUUGCUUGCUUACAAAAUAGGGCUGGACUCUUCCUGGAUUUCUUGCGGAUGUGGUUGCUGGAUUUCUUUUUUUUUUUUUUAAUUUUGAAGCCAUUUUCAUAGAGAUGUGCCUUUCAUUAUGAUCCCAGAAGCUUUGUUCUGUCCAUUCCAGAUAGUCUUCCAACGGGGCUCCUUGAAGAGGGGCCGGCGCCAGGUUUAGAUCGCCCAUUGGCAUUUGAAGGUGCCACGCGUGGGUGCUUCCCGGAAGCGCCGGGCCGGGGAGAGGACCUCGCCCACCCACGGCUGUGCCGUCGCUGCCCGCUCCCAUCCGGCAGGGCUGGUCGUGUCACUGUGCGUCCGCAGGUAUGUGGCCAGGCCAGACCGCCGUGAGCCACGAGCGGACCUUCCUCCUCUCGGUCCCUUUGUGCCUGACAGUCCUGGGUGGUGGUGAUCCAGCGCAGGGCAGCGCCCUUCCUUAUAAAAGAACUUCUUUUUCCACUGUUCCAGUCUAAAGUGAUAA
This is a messenger RNA of Hyaena hyaena (striped hyena), 1288 nucleotides long. It is a transcript of the gene CREG1, whose product is annotated as cellular repressor of E1A stimulated genes 1. The transcript has 4 exons. The record is from RefSeq and is a predicted model, not a curated record. The coding region runs from base 26 to 676 and encodes 216 amino acids. NCBI's taxonomy places the organism in Eukaryota, Metazoa, Chordata, Mammalia, Carnivora, Hyaenidae.